Molecule: messenger RNA, 1988 nt
Organism: Prunus avium (sweet cherry)
Lineage: Eukaryota; Viridiplantae; Streptophyta; Magnoliopsida; Rosales; Rosaceae
Source: RefSeq, a predicted model, not a curated record
UUUAUAUAUGCAGUCUACUGAGCCUGUCAAUGUCAUUGAUUUUUGUUUAAUAAUUAAAUAGCUUCUUGUGUUUCUUUAAAGGCUUGUAUUUAACAAUUGCAUGUACUCGCAAACAUGGGCUUAGCCAAGUUGUCUAGAGAGGAUAUGCUCCCCACUUUGCAUCCGAAUUCGAAUCCACCUCCCCGUAGUUAGAUUAAAGUAGAAUAUCGCUAGUAUAAAAAUAAAAAAAUUGCACGUACCCAUUUUUGUUAUAACAGUUAUCCUAUUUGUAUUUAACAAUAGACUGUCAAUAGGCUCUACUACAACCCUGGCAUUUUUACAGUCCCCCGGGGCCAUGUGUUUGGUGUCACAGAUGUACAGUAAUUGUGGCUAUUACAUCAGCAAUGGCCACCAUUUAGAUGCAGUGACUAAGAAAACUGUGGCUUCUACUCAAUUUUCUAGUAGUGUCCGCUAUGAAAUGUUGGUCAGAUAUAGCCUACUUCUUGGUUCUCUAACCUUUUGUUUUUCCCUUCAUUUCUUACAUUUACCUUUGAAAGCAGCUUAUGAUGUAUUAAUAGCAUCAUCUUAUGUUAAGUAUUUAUUGCUCCCUAACUAAAGCACAAUGUGGAGAUUGGCAACGUUGGUGUGCUAGAGAUUAUUGUUUCCAAGUUUGGCAAAGUUUUAACUAACGACGUUAUUUAUGACUCUUGUAGUUGAGCAGGUAUUAGGAAAUGGAGUCUUCAAAUCCAGAAGGAGUUGCACUUCCUCCUCCUCCGGCCAUUAUCCCUCCAAAUGUUGUCCCCAUUGUAUCCGAAGACAAACGUCUCGAACUAAUGAAGAAAGCAUCAAAUCCAAAACGUGUUCCCAUGGCAAGGCCCGGUAUUGGAUCUAAAGGGCAAAGGAUUCCACUUCUAACUAACCAUUUCAAAGUGGGAGUGAACAAGUCUGAUGGAUAUUUCUUCCAUUAUAGUAUUGAUAUGCUUUAUGAGGAUGGAACCCCAGUUGGUGAGAAAGGCAUUGGACGAAAAGUUCUUGACAAAGUUAAAGAAACAUAUGGCUCGGAGCUGGGACAUAAAGAAUUUGCUUAUGAUGGAGAAAAAAGCUUGUUUACAGUUGGCUCUCUGCCUCAUAACAGACUCGAUUUCGUGAUCGUAUUGGAUGACAUCUCAUCAAUCAGGAGGACUUCAAGCGCCGGAGGCAGUUCCAACCCAACUGAUAGUGCAGGGGAUAGGAAGAGAGUUAAGAAGCAGUAUCAAUCCAAAACAUUAAAGGUGCAGAUCAACUUUGCUACUAAAAUCCCAAUGCAAGCAAUUGUGAAUGCGUUACGAGGUCAGGACUCGGAGCAUUUUCAGGAAGCAGUGAGGGUACUUGAUAUCAUACUAAGGCAGAAUGCAGCAAAGCAGGGUUGUCUCCUUGUCCGACAGUCUUUCUUCCAUAACAAUCAGAGCUUCAAAAAGUUGGGAGGAGGUGUACAAAGCUGCAGUGGUUUCCACUCAAGUUUUCGAGCUACCCAAGGGGGUCUGUCUCUGAACAUGGAUGUAUCCACUACAAUGAUCGUGAAACCUGGUCGUGUUCUCGACUUCCUCUCGGAGAACCAAAAUGUUAAGAGUAAUGAUCAGAUUGAUUGGAUUAAGGCCAAGAGGAUGCUAAAAAAUCUAAGAAUCACGGCCCAUCCCUCUAACAUGGAGUACAGAAUCACUGGAUUGAGUGAAAAACCAUGCAAAGAGCAGAGGUUCUUUCUGAAAACAAAAAACGGGCAGGAUGGUGAUGGAGAGGAAAUUACGGUUUUCGAUUAUUUUGCUGUCUAUAAACACUUACCAGUGCGCGAGUCAGCAGAUUUUCCAUGCAUCAAUGUUGGGAAACCAAAGAGGCCUUCUUACUUUCCAGUUGAGUUCUGUGACUUGGUUUCACUGCAACGCUAUACAAAAGCUUUAUCCAGUACGCAAAGGGCUUUGCUAGUUGAGCAGUCUCGGAAGAACCCCCAAGAACAUUUGACAGUUCUGCGUAAU